This is a messenger RNA of Triticum turgidum subsp. durum (durum wheat), 1584 nucleotides long. The record is from the annotation of a GenBank genome assembly. Lineage: Eukaryota; Viridiplantae; Streptophyta; Magnoliopsida; Poales; Poaceae.
AUGACCAUGGCCACGGUCGCCACCGCUUGGACGGUCUGGGCGGCGCUGGCGUCGGCCGUGCUGGCCUCGUGCCUGUUCAACGCGCUGGUGCGCCUCGUGUGGAGGCCGCGCGCCAUCGCCGGGAGGCUGGCGCGGCAGGGCGUGCGCGGGCCGGGGUACAGGUUCUUCGUCGGGAACCUCGGCGACAUCCGGCGGCUCCGCGCGGCCGGCGCCGGCCUCGUGCUCGACGUCUCCUCCCACGACUUCAUCCCCAUCUCCCAGCCCCAGUUCCGCCAAUGGAUCCCGCUCUACGGGCGCGUGUUCCUCUACUGGUUCGGGUCGACGCCCAACAUGUGCGUGGCCGACCUGGGCAUGGCGAAGCAGCUGCUGUCGGACCGGACGGGGCUGUUCCCCAAGAACUGGAUGAACCCCAUCGUCCGGCUGGUGGGCAAGGGCCUCGUCAUGACCGACGGCGACGUCUGGCACCGCCACAAGAAGGUCCUGCACCCGGCCUUCAACCUGGACAAGCUCAAGGUGAUGACGUCGACAAUGGUGGACUGCGUGCUGUCGAUGGCGUCCCGGUGGGAGGCGCAGUUGGCCAGUCAUGGGAAGAAAGAUUGCCAGGAGAUCGAGCUGACUAGCCAGUUCGAGGAGCUCACCGCCGAUGUGAUCUCGCGCACCGCCUUCGGGAGCAGCUACAGAGAGGGCCGGAAGAUCUUCCUGGCGCUGAAUGAGAUCCAGUUAAUCGCCUUCUCCACCCUCUGGACCGACUACAUUCCAGGAUUCAGGUUCGUGCCAACCAAGAAGAACAUGAGGCUGUGGAAGCUGAACAAGAUGAUGCGGAGCACGCUGGUGGAGAUCAUCGAGAACAGGCUCGCAGCCAAGGACACGGAUGGCUAUGGGAGCGACCUGCUGGGGCUGAUGCUGGAGGCGUGCGCGCCGGAGCAGGGGCAGGCGCCGCUGCUGAGCAUGGACGAGAUCAUCGACGAGUGCAAGACCUUCUUCUUCGCCGGGCAGGAGACGAGCCUGCACAUGCUCAACUGGACCAUGUUCCUACUGGGCACGCACCCGGAGUGGCAGCGGAAGCUCAGGGAGGAGGUGCUGCGGGAGUGCGGCGGGGAUCAUCAGGUCCCCACCUACGACACGCUCAGCAGGCUGAGGCUGGUGAACCUGUUCCUGCUGGAGACGCUGCGGCUGUACAGCCCGGUGCCGCUCAUCCGGAGGAGGACGAGGUCGGAGGUGGAGCUCGGCGGCGUCACCGUGCCGAGGGACGCGCUCCUGACCAUCCCGAUCGCGACGAUGCACCGGGACAGGGAGGUGUGGGGCGAGGACGCCGACGAGUUCAACCCGAUGAGGUUCGACGCCGGCGGCGGCGGCGCCGCCCGGGCCGCGAGCCACGCCAACGCGCUCUUGUCCUUCUCCAUGGGCCCCAGGACGUGCAUCGGGCAGAACUUCGCCAUGGUCCAGGCCAAGGCCGAGGUCGCCGUCAUCCUCCGGAGGUUUGCGCUGUCGCUCUCCCCGAGCUAUGUGCACGCGCCCACCGACGUGAUCACGCUGCGGCCAAAGUACGGGCUACCGAUGAUCAUCACAAGACUCGACGCCUGA